CUCCUCAGCAACUCGCAACCUUGCCGCCGACGAGUGUGCUUGUUUGUUGUCGGAGGAUGGUCCAGGUUUGUGAAACCUAAUUGAAGGACCUUACACUAUUAUACAGAAUCACGCCCCCCGAAUUAUCAGAGCCGGUCGCAGGUGUUACGCACGCGCCGCCAGCUGAAUCUGAGCUCCACCGAGCUCGAGACGACGACUCACCUGCAGUCGCCUCACGAUCGUUCUAACAUCCUUUCUCUUCUUUUCAACUCGUUUAUUCAUCAUAGUCCAUCAACAUGGCCGACCAAAAUAUCUCCCAGUACAAAUACUCGGCGAUGUCCAACCUGGUUCUCCAGGCGGACCGUCGUUUUAUCUCCCGUGUCAACGAUGAACCCACCGGUGACCCGGAGUCCCUCGCUGGCCGCAUCAGCAUCCGAGAAAUGGGAUCGAGGAUGGCGCGUGAUGAUGCGCCCAAGACCAAGAAGAAGGCCGGUCUGACGGAUAUCGAGAGAGGCUCCAUCCGCGAAGGCGAGGAUGUGCUCGCUCGCGAACAGAGAAAGACCCAGCGGGGUCAACCGGCACAGGUACGCGGCCAGGGAAUCCUGUCCGCUGCCGAUGCCCUCGUCGAGGGCCUGAAGUACCGUCCUCGCACGCCUGCCACUCGAGCUACCUAUGACCUCAUCCUCACAAUGACCGCCAGCCACCUGGGCGACGUCCCCCACGAGGUUGUCCGGAGUGCCGCCGAUGCAGUGUUGGAAUUGUUGAAGGACGAGGAUAUGAAGGAUUUCGAUAAGAAGAAGGAGAUUGAUGAUUUGUUGGGCAGUGCGAUGAACCCCAAGGAGUUCAACGAGCUGGUCAACCUGGGCAAGAAAAUUACCGACUACGAUGCUCAGGAUGAUGAUGAAGAGAUGGGCGACGGUAUGGCUGGUGAAGCAGAGGGUGAACUGGACGAACGUCAGGGUGUCGCGGUCGUGUUCGAUGAAGAGGAUGAGGACGAUGAACGCAUCGGUACCCUCGACGAAGUUCGCGACGAUGAUGAACUUUCAGAAGACGACGAAGCAGAUCAACAGGAUGCACCAGGGCUUGACGACGCAACGACUGAGAAGGCAGAUCUUGAAGGUUUACAAGAGGCUGAGGAAAUGGUCAUCGAUGGAGGUCUAGACCGUGGGGAGGGACGACGUGAUAAGAAGACCACCGUUCUUGCUCGAGAAAUCGAUGCCUACUGGCUCCAACGCCAAAUCGGUAACGCAUAUCCGGACGCUCACGUACAACAUGAGAAGGCAACCCAAGCACUCGAACUCCUCGGAGGUAAAGGAGAGGACGGCGAGGCGCGGCCCCUUCGCGAUGUGGAAAACGAUCUGAUGGAUUUAUUCGAUUACGAGCACCCUGAACUCGUCGCCCUGAUGGUCACCAACCGUGAUAAGAUUGUCUGGGUCACCCGUUGGCGACGAGUUGCUGAAGAUGCGGACGCUCGCCAUCUGGUCGAGAGCGAAAUGGUUGAAGCCGGACACCGCGCGAUCUUGGAUGAGAUCCAGGGCAAGACAGCUCGCGAUGAAGGUGCAGGUCGCCCCUCGAAAAAGAUCAAGCUAGACUUGAUGGAUGUCGAUGUUCCCAGCGCUCCUCAGCAGCCCGAAGUAAAGCAAGAGGAGGGAGGGCUGGUACGUGGUCUGCAACCGAAGAGAUUGAUCAACCUGGAGAAUCUUGUGUUCCACCAAGGUAACCACCUGAUGACGAACCCUAACGUUAGACUGCCCCAAGGCUCUACGAAACGGACGUUCAAGGGAUAUGAAGAAAUUCAUGUGCCUCCCCCGCAGGCCAAGAAAGAACCGGGCGAAAAGAACCUUCCUACCACCGAGCUGCCCGAGUGGGCACGCAUCGGCUUCGGAAGCUCAAAGGAACUCAACCGAAUUCAGUCCAAGUGUUUUCCGACUGCUUUCCACGAUGAUGGCAACGUGCUUGUCUGUGCCCCAACCGGUUCAGGAAAAACCAACGUUGCCAUGCUCACCAUCCUGCGCGAGAUUGGCAAGAACCGUAACCCGCAGACGGGAGAAAUCAUGCUGGAUGACUUCAAGAUCAUUUACAUCUCUCCCUUGAAAGCUUUGGUACAGGAACAGGUCGGCAACCUUGGUAAGCGCCUGGAGCCUUACGGUAUCAAGGUGGCGGAAUUGAGUGGUGAUCGCCAACUUACGAAGCAGCAAAUCGCUGAGACCCAGAUCAUCGUGACGACUCCUGAGAAAUACGAUGUUAUCACCAGAAAGGCCUCGGAAACGAGCUAUACCCGACUCGUUCGUCUGAUCGUUAUCGAUGAGAUCCACCUUCUCCACGACGAGCGUGGCCCUGUCAUCGAGAGUAUUGUUAGCAGAACCAUCCGAAAGGUCGAGCAGACUGGCGAUCCGGUCAGGAUAGUUGGUCUCAGUGCUACACUCCCCAAUUAUCGGGAUGUUGCCAGCUUCUUGCGUGUUGAUCCUCUAAAGGGUCUCUUCCAUUUCGAUGGCUCUUACAGACCCUGUCCCCUCAAACAAGAGUUCAUUGGUGUCACAGAUAAGAAGGCCAUCAAGCAGCUGAAGACCAUGAACGAUAUUUGCUACAACAAAGUUCUCGAACAAGUCGGUCAAAAGAGGAAUCAGAUGCUGAUCUUCGUACACUCUCGAAAGGAGACCGCCAAGACUGCCAAGUACAUCAGAGAUAAAGCUCUUGAGAUGGAAACCAUUGGCCAGAUUCUGCGCAGUGACGCUGCAAGCAGAGCUAUUUUGGCUGAAGAAGCUGAGUCGGUUGACGAUGCCUCCCUGAAGGAUUUGCUGCCUUACGGAUUCGGUAUCCACCAUGCUGGUCUCAGUCUUGCUGAUCGAGACUCGGUCCAGGCGCUUUUCGCCGACGGCAGCAUUCAAGUGCUUGUAUGUACGGCAACUCUUGCGUGGGGUGUCAACUUGCCUGCCCAUACGGUCAUCAUUAAGGGUACUCAGAUCUACUCGCCUGAGAAGGGUAGCUGGGUCGAGCUCAGCCCUCAGGAUGUCCUGCAAAUGCUGGGUCGUGCUGGACGACCUCAAUAUGAUACUUUCGGUGAGGGUAUCAUCAUCACAUCGCAAACUGAGAUUCAAUAUUACCUCUCCCUCAUGAACCAGCAGUUGCCAAUUGAGAGCCAGCUUGUGAGCAAGCUCGCGGACAAUAUGAACGCUGAGAUUGUUCUCGGAAACAUCCGUACCCGUGAUGAGGGCGUUGACUGGCUGGGUUACACCUACUUGUUCGUCCGCAUGCUUCGCUCGCCUGGUCUGUACAGUGUCGGUGCGGACUAUGAGAACGACGAUGCUCUGGAGCAGAAGCGGGUUGAUCUCGUCCACUCUGCGGCUGUCAUCCUCGAAAGAGCAGGACUCGUAAAGUACGACAAGAAGAUAGGGCGUCUGCAAUCUACGGAACUUGGGCGCAUCGCUUCCCACUACUAUAUCGGCCACAACUCCAUGUUGACCUAUUCUCAGCACCUGCAACCGAACAUUACCACAAUCGAAUUGUUCCGAAUCUUUGCUCUUAGCGAUGAAUUCAAGUACAUCCCAGUCCGCCAAGAUGAGAAGCUGGAACUGGCUAAACUGCUUGGCCGCGUGCCUGUUCCUGUCAAAGAAGGAAUUGAUGAGCCUCACUCCAAGAUCAAUGUUCUGCUACAAGCUUACAUCUCUCGCCUCAAACUUGAGGGACUUGCUCUGAUGGCAGAUAUGGUUUAUGUCACUCAGUCUGCCGGUCGUAUUCUGCGUGCUAUCUUCGAGAUUUCCUUGAAGAAGGGAUGGUCGUCUGUUGCGAAGACUGCCCUCAACCUGUGCAAGAUGGCCGAACGGCGCAUGUGGCCAACAAUGACACCACUCCGUCAAUUCCCGUCUUGCCCCAGGGAUAUCUUGCAGAAGGCAGAGAGAAUCGACGUUCCCUGGGCCAGCUACUUCGAUCUUGACCCGCCACGCAUGGGCGAACUUUUGGGUAUGCCUAAGGCUGGACGCGUUGUUUGUGACCUUGUCUCAAAGUUCCCUCGCUUGGAGGUUCAGGCCCAGGUCCAACCCGUCACUCGCUCCAUGCUCAGAGUUGAGUUGACUAUCACUCCCAACUUCGUGUGGGACGAGACAUUGCAUGGAUCUGCCCAAGACUUCUGGAUCUUGGUGGAGGAUUGCGAUGGCGAGGAGAUCUUGUUUCAUGACCAGUUCCUUCUCCGUAAAGAUCAUGCGCAGUCUGAGAUGAACGAGCAUCUCGUUGAUUUCACUGUUCCGAUCUCGGAGCCUAUGCCCCCUAACUACUUCAUUUCGCUCGUGUCGGACCGCUGGAUGCACUCGGAAACCAAGAUCGCAGUUUCGUUCCAGAAACUCAUCCUUCCUGAACGCUUUCCGCCUCACACUCCUCUCUUGGAUAUGCAACGAGCUCCAGUCAAGGCGCUGAAGCGCGAAGACUUCCAACAGCUGUAUCCUGACUGGCAGUACUUCAAUAAGAUUCAGACGCAAACUUUCAAGUCGCUCUUCGACACCGAUGACAGUGUCUUUGUUGGUGCUCCUACCGGCAGCGGAAAGACCGUUUGUGCGGAGCUUGCGUUGUUGCGUCAUUUGUCUCAGCAAGACAGCGGCCGUGCUGUCUACCUUGCUCCAUUCCAGGAGCUCGUUGACCAACGGCUGGCGGACUGGGAGAAGAGAUUUAGCCAGCUUGUUGGUGGCAAAACCAUCGUUAAGCUGACGGGCGAGACCACGGCUGAUCUCCGACUUCUGGAACGGGCGGACCUCGUUCUCGCCACACCUGGUCAGUGGGAUGUCUUGUCUCGGCAAUGGCGGAAGCGCAAGAACGUGCGCACGGUGCAACUCUUCAUCGCUGAUGAGCUACACAUGCUUGGAGGUUAUGGUGGAUACGUGUAUGAGGUGGUGGUUUCACGCAUGCAUUCUAUGGCCCUUGAAACCGAGAAUGGCAUGCGUAUUGUUGGCUUGAGUGUGCCUCUGGCGAACGCUCGUGACAUUGGCGAGUGGAUUGGCGCCAAUAAGCACACGAUUUACAACUUCAGUCCUCACGCCCGACCGGUGCCUCUGGAGCUUCACAUCCAAUCCUUCACCAUUCCUCAUUUCCCCUCGCUCAUGCUCGCAAUGGCAAGACCAGCUUACCACUCCAUCCUGCAGUUAUCUGCUGACAAGCCCGCCAUUGUCUUCGUGCCUAGCCGCAAGCAGACCCGUGCUACUGCCAUGGAUCUCCUGGCUGCUUGUGCCACAGAUGAUAAUGAGGAUCGAUUCCUCCACGCCGAUGUGAACGAGUUGGCUCCUCUUCUCGGUCGCAUUCAAGAGCAGACACUGGCUGAGUCACUUACCCACGGCAUCGGGUAUUACCAUGAGGCAUUGAGUCCUACCGACAAGCGCAUCGUGUCUCACCUCUUUUCCAUUGGUGCUAUCCAGGUUCUUCUUGCUUCUCGCGAUGUCUGCUGGGAGCUCGACCUCACUGCGCAUCUGGUGAUCGUCAUGGGAACUCAAUUCUUUGAGGGUCGUGAGCACCGCUACAUUGACUACCCUAUCAGCGAGAUCCUCCAGAUGUUCGGCAAGGCCUCUCGCCCGGGCGAGGACAGCAUUGGUCGUGGUGUGCUCAUGGUUCCUGCCGUCAAGCGCGAAUACUACAAGAAGUUCUUGAACGAGGCGUUGCCUGUUGAGAGUCACUUGCAGGCUUAUCUGCAUGAUGCAUUUGUCACCGAGAUUAGCACGAGAACGAUUACCUCCACUCAGGACGCCAUUGAUUGGAUGACACACACUUACUUCUACCGCCGUCUUCUCGCCAACCCGAGUUUCUACGGUCUCACCGAUGUCAGUCACGAAGGUCUCAGUACCUUUUUGUCCGAGUUGCUGGAGAACACCUUGAAGGAAUUGUCUGAUGCUAAGAUCGUGGAUCUGGAUGAGGAAGACGACAGUGUCGCUCCCUUGAACGCUGCCAUGAUUGCUUCAUACUACAACAUUUCCUUCAUUACCAUGCAGACCUUCCUUCUUUCCCUGUCUGCCCGUACCAAGCUCAAGGGCAUUCUGGAAAUCAUCACGUCAGCGACAGAGUUUGAAUCCAUUCAGAUGCGUCGUCACGAAGAUCACAUUCUUCGUCGCGUGUACGAUCGUGCCCCGGUCAAGAUGGCCGAAACCGCCUACGACUCGCCCCACUUCAAGGCUUUCGUUCUCUUGCAAGCUCACUUCUCGCGCAUGCAGUUGCCUAUUGAUCUUGCCAAAGAUCAGGAAGUCAUUGUCAGUAAGGUGCUCAACCUCCUCAGCGCAUGUGUGGAUGUUCUCUCUUCGGAGGGUCAUUUGAACGCGAUGAAUGCGAUGGAAAUGUCGCAGAUGGUUGUCCAGGCCAUGUGGGACCGCGAUAGUCCACUGAAGCAGAUUCCUCACUUUGGCCCUGAGGCCAUCAAGGUGGCCAAUGAGUAUAACAUCAAUGACAUCUUUGAGUUCAUGGAAGCCAUGGACCCAUCCGAGAACAAGGACUACGCGACAUUGGUCAAGCGUCUUGGUCUGGAUAACAAGCAGCUGGCCCAAGCCGCCGCUUUCACGAACGAGAAGUAUCCUAACCUGGACCUUGACUUUGAGGUUGAGGACCCUGAAAACGUCACCUCGGGCGAGCCGGCCUAUCUCAAGAUUAAGAUCGAGCGCGAAGUUGAGGAGGAUGAAGAGCCUGAUACGACAGUCCACGCUCCCUUCUACCCGGGUAAGAAGAUGGAGAAUUGGUGGCUGGUUGUGGGAGACGAGAAGACAAAGAACUUGCUCGCUAUCAAGCGGGUCACCAUUGGCCGGAAGCUGGAUCUGCGCUUGGAGUACAUUGUCCCUACGCCUGGAGAGCAUGAGUUGACCUUAUACUUGAUGAGUGACAGCUAUCUAGCUAGCUAUCUUAUCUAUCUGUAUCUGACCAUUGCCGGUCGCGGUGUCAUGACCAUUCGAUCCAUGAAGUUCACUCCAGAAGUUCUCCUUGGAGCUCCGCGGCGUUCUGGCCCCGUGCCGAAUGCCUCAGGCACCCUUGCGGUGUACACCCAGACCACCUAUUCGUUCGAAUCCCACUCUAAGACCAACGAAAUCCGAGUAUUGGACAUCGAGAGCGGCAGAUCGGCUCUCAUCACCAAUGAUGUCGGUGCCAGUUGUCCUCAGUGGCUGGGCGACAGCAACCAGCUGGUUUGGUUGAAGGCCAAGGCGAACGGCAAUACCAGCUUCAUUAUCGGCGAUGCACACCAAGCAGACAAGACAUACACCGCAGGAACGGUCCCCGGCCCGGUUUCAGACCUGAAGGUCACGGUCGUCGAACCGGGAAAGAUUGGCUUUGCUGUUACCGGCAAGGCCAACACGGACGGCACCCUGUACAACCCCCAUGACGCAAAGAAGCCCACCACUACCGGCCGCCUUUAUACUUCGCUCUUCGUGAGACACUGGGACGCGUAUGUUGAACCGCAGAAGAACGCCAUCUGGUAUGGCUUGCUUCUACAGGCACCCCUCUCUCCGCCCACUCGACAGGCGGGUAAGUACACUGUGUCAGGGCUUACCAACUUGAUUCAAGUCUGUGGCUUGACGGGUGUGGAGUCGCCUAUUCCUCCAUUUGGCGGUACUGGUGACUUUGACAUCAGUCCAUCUGCCAUUGUGUUUGUCGCCAAAGAUCCGAACCUGAAUCCCGCCACCCACACGUCUUGCUCCUGCUAUUACUGCCCGAUGUUCUCCUGGACCAGUGUGACUGCAAUGGAAACUAAAGUGUGCGCUGUUAAGGGCUUGGAAGGAGCCAUGUCCUCCCCGAUUCUCACUUCGGAUGGCAGUUCGAUUGCUCUUCUCACGAUGCGUGAGGACGGCUACGAGUCUGAUAAGAGACGAAUCCUUUAUGUGCCUAAUCCUUGGAGCGGGGAGAUGAUUGAGGUCUUUGCAACUGCUGACGGAGAAGGUGCAUGGCCUCUGAGUCCGUCGGGAUUGACCUUUACGCAUGAUGAUAAGUCGCUUAUUAUUCAAGUUGAGGAGACCGGACGAGGAGUACUCUAUCAGCUGCCAUUGGACAAUGUUCGCCACGCGAGUCCUGACGUGUUGAAGAAGCUCACACAUGCGGGCUUCGUGACGGAAGUGUAUCGCGCGGCCGCCGAUUCUAGGAAACUGCUCAUCGCUAGUAGCAGUCUCGUGGAUAACAGUAAGUGGUCUAUCAUCGAUCCUGAAUCGCCGAAUGAAGUCCGUGUCAUAUCCUCGAUCGGACGCGAUGGCGCUUCGUUCGGGCUCAGCCCUACCCAGGUGGAUGAGAUCUGGUAUCGUGGCGCAAAUGACACCCCUGUGCAUGCCUGGGUGGUGAAGCCGUCCAACUUCAAACCCGGGGAGAAAUAUCCGCUGGCUUAUUUGAUCCAUGGAGGCCCCCAAAGUGCAUGGUGCGAGCAAUGGAGCACUCGCUGGAACCCUGCUAUCUUUGCUGAACAGGGAUAUGUUGUCGUCACACCCAAUCCUCGCGGUAGCACCAGCUACGGGCAGAAAUUCACGGACGAGAUUCGUAAUGCCUGGGGCUCGCUACCCUACGUCGACCUCGAGAAGGGCUUUGACUAUAUCGCAGAAAGCCUGGACUAUGUGGAUACAUCCCGAGCGGUGGCUCUGGGCGCCUCGUACGGUGGCUACAUGGUCAAUUGGAUUCAGGGCCAUCCUCUAGGUCGACGAUUCAAGGCACUGGUGACGCACGAUGGAGUUUUCAGCAUGACCUCCAUGCUUGCCAGUGAAGAGCUUUACUUCCCAUUGCGGGAUCUCAAGGGUCCUUUGUGGAAGGUGCCCGAGAAUUGGGAGCGGUGGGAUCCAUCUCGUCAUACCGCUAACUGGCAGACGCCGCACUUGAUCAUCCACAACGAGCUCGAUUACCGGCUGACCAUCGCUGAGGGACUUGCUGCGUUCAAUGUGUUGCAGUUGCAGGGAGUAGAAAGCGCGUUCCUGACCUUCCCGGAUGAGAACCACUGGGUGCUGAACCCGGAGAACUCGCUCAUGUGGCAUUAUACCGUGUUGAACUGGAUCAACAAAUACACCGGGCUGCCAACGGCGUCGAGCAAGUACGCUGAGUUCAGCGCGACAAAGGCUCCAUCGAUGGAGAAGCGAUUGGAAACUGUUUCUCUGUGAUUCAGUUGAGGAUAGGGUACUGGUUCUAGUCACAUGAUAUCUCAGGAAAUAAUUGUGUUGUGGUCCAUUCCAUUGUCUGCCUCUUCCACAAAGAACAAUGAACCCACUUUGGUAUGGGCAUUAAGCCGAGGCAGGC
Aspergillus homomorphus CBS 101889 is the source of this 9198-nucleotide messenger RNA. RefSeq names its product ATP-dependent RNA helicase BRR2. Gene Ontology annotation, molecular function: serine-type peptidase activity; nucleic acid binding; ATP binding. Gene Ontology annotation, cellular component: nucleus. The transcript has 4 exons. NCBI's taxonomy places the organism in Eukaryota, Fungi, Ascomycota, Eurotiomycetes, Eurotiales, Aspergillaceae. Gene Ontology annotation, biological process: proteolysis. The record is from RefSeq and is a predicted model, not a curated record. The coding region runs from base 276 to 9062 and encodes 2928 amino acids.